Molecule: messenger RNA, 1210 nt
Organism: Aspergillus ochraceoroseus IBT 24754
Lineage: Eukaryota; Fungi; Ascomycota; Eurotiomycetes; Eurotiales; Aspergillaceae
Exons: 2
Coding region: 1-1020 (339 amino acids)
Source: RefSeq, a predicted model, not a curated record
AUGGUGAAGAAGGGUGACAAGAAGAAGAAUCGCAAAUCCGGCCUUGUAAGAGAAGAACCGGAAACGCCUUUAGAGUGGGAUCCUAGCGAAACUGAGAUUGUUGAGCCUGCUCCUGUCUGUGAACCUGACGUUGAAGAAUGCAUUCAGCCCGAAACUAGUCCGUACGAAGGUCAAGCUGUCACCGUCUUGAUCGGAGCCGGUGAAAAGGCAUACACAAUUUCGAGAAGUCUUGUAGACCAAGUUCCAACCUUGCAGCCUUUGAUCCAGGACCUCUCGUGUCAAUUAAACCCCGAUGAAUGGGGCGGGGUCUGUAAUAACAAAUCGUCAAUACUCCGACUCGCCGAUGUGGACGAAAAAGUUGCGCACACGCUACUUCAUUAUUUGUACACGGGCCAGUUCGAAAUACUACAGCAGGUAUUGCCAGUUUGGACCUCAAAGAGGGCUGCAGAGUACACCCGAUGCGUCCUCGCUUAUCGUGCAGCGGUGACUUACAAACUUGGUGGACUGGAGGAACACGCGAAGAGAUAUAUCGAGACGUUCGACGAGCACACUUCAAUUUUUGAAGUAAUUCCGCUUGCUCGGGAAAUCUUUCCUCAUAUUUCAGAGCAUAGUUGGUUUUCGCGAUAUCUAAGCCUCAAAAUCAUGAACUCUUUUCUUGUGGAUGAAGGUAUCUUCACGAAUGAAGCAUACCUGUCGGAUUUUGGCAAAAACUCAGAAUUCGACAGAUUUCUCUUUAAAACAAUGCAGGAGGCGUAUGAAAUGAAAGUGGCACGGUUGCAGCGCCAGCUAGCGGAGAGGAAUCCGCCUAUAAAUUCUACUGAUGGUGUUGUGGAGAGCCCUCGUUGCGAAGAACCAAUUCCUGAGCCAACUGAACAGGGGAAGGAAGAACAAGUGGAACAUCCACUCUCUGCCAGAAUGAGAAAUGCCAUGGCCUGGAGAGGAAGAAGAAGCAGAAUUCCCGACCCCGAGUUCGAGCGCGGUUUUGAAGAAUACACAGGGCCGGUUGAUAUUGAUUAUUGAUGCUCUUUACUCUUCAGGUGCUCCUCGCUACCAAACUCGGCUUACUAAAAAGUGUUCACACACUCCACUAGCUGACAUCACAUAUAUUUACUAGUAAGUUAGUUAAGUUAUGGUAGUAUUUGCUUAGUGAGCAAAGUCAAGGAAGGGUCCAAAGUCACCAGGAUUAGAACUAGCCUCUGUGAUAAAGUGC